CUGGGGACAGAAGGAUGCUCACUCUUCUCCUCUUUGGAUCUGAACAAGGACAUGUAUAUCAGCCCUGAAGAGUUCAAGUCUGAUGCUAAGAAACUGAUAGCAGCCACAUCCAUUACCAUCCUUGAAGAAGAAGUGUCUCAGAUGAAAUCAUUUGACUUCAAUGAGGAGAAAUUUGUUAUGAUGGCCAGAUUCCAGCCUCUACUCUCAGAAACUAUGUCCAAGAGCAAAAAUGGAUUCCUGGGGGUUUCUAAUUUCACCCUGUCUGGACUUAGAAAUUGGAUUGUCCCUGACAAAGUGCUCCGCAUGUUCUCAGCCCGACAGUUCCACAUCUUCCUGCCACCGAAGGAAGAUCUGAAGCUGGGUGAACCCUGGUGGAUUAUCUUCAAGGAGUUAAGAGAACAGCUCCCUUCCAAUCGCUUCUAUCCACCAAUGUCCAAAAAAAAAGAGGACUUGAUCUAUAAACUUUUGAGCAUGUUCCACCCAAGGCUGUUUGUGAAGACUCGCUUUGGCCCUCAGGGUGCAGUGGCCUGCCUUAUGGCCACCAGUGAAUUCUACUACACUGUUGCCUUCAGGAUCCAUGCUGAGUUCCAGCUUAAUGAACCACCCCUCUUGCCCUUCUGGUUCUCUCCAGGACAGUUCACUGGACAUGUCAUUCUCUCCAAAGAUUCAUCCCAUGUCCAUGUCUUCAGGCUCUUCGUGCCCAAUCACAAGCCUUUGAAUGUGGAAAUGGAAUGGCUUUACAAGGAUGAAGAAAAUGGCAGCUUCAGUAGUGAUUUGGACAUGGACAUUGGCUACCUUCCUCAGAUGGAACUGGAGUCCUGGGGACCUUCGGUCCCAACUGAAAUAUACCAAAAGGGCAAAGUAAUCUACAGAAGACUUUGUGAGCAGUCCAGCCAGUUUGAGGACAUUGUAUGGCAGCAGGAGAUAAGCUGGGAGAAGGCAGUCCAGCAGCUAGAAGUUGCCAUGUAUCCUUUCUUGAAGGUCACUUACCUGCCUUUUGCUGAAGCAUUCAAACAAGCCAAAGCUGAAAACAAGCUGGUACACUUCAUCUUGCUCUGGGGAUCCCUGGAUGAUCAAUCCUGCUUUGGUCCUGGGCAGGGUCUUCGAGACAUAAUCCUGGGAAAUUCUCACAUCCUCACACUUCUCAAGAACAGUUUUAUCAGCAGCUGGUCUCAGGUGCAUGAACUUAAUGAAAUUCAGAACAACCAUAAUAAUGAAUCUCACAAGAAGCUGGCUCAACUACUCCUGGAGAAAUAUGACUCCCAUGUGAAGAUGCUUCUUUGCCUGCCCAAUGGGACGGUGGUCCAUGACUUAAGUGUUGAUGAUCUGUCCAAAGCCUCAGAGGAAAUCGGUAGCAAUGACACCGGCUGUCCCUCGAACUCUUUUGUUCACCCUGUAACCAUAUAUGAAGAGUUCCUGCAGGAAGGACUUUUUCGAGCUCAGUCCUUUCUUCAUCUCUAA
Molecule: messenger RNA, 1461 nt
Organism: Gracilinanus agilis (Agile Gracile Mouse Opossum)
Lineage: Eukaryota; Metazoa; Chordata; Mammalia; Didelphimorphia; Didelphidae
Product: selenoprotein N-like
Exons: 11
Coding region: 52-1461 (469 amino acids)
Biological process (GO): calcium ion homeostasis; skeletal muscle fiber development
Cellular component (GO): endoplasmic reticulum membrane
Source: RefSeq, a predicted model, not a curated record